This is a messenger RNA of Neogale vison (American mink), 828 nucleotides long. It is a transcript of the gene CCL28, whose product is annotated as C-C motif chemokine ligand 28. The record is from RefSeq and is a predicted model, not a curated record. Gene Ontology annotation, biological process: cell chemotaxis; immune response; positive regulation of cell-matrix adhesion. Bases 73 to 456 code for a protein of 127 amino acids. Gene Ontology annotation, cellular component: extracellular region. NCBI's taxonomy places the organism in Eukaryota, Metazoa, Chordata, Mammalia, Carnivora, Mustelidae. Gene Ontology annotation, molecular function: chemokine activity. The transcript is spliced from 3 exons.
CCACCUCCAGCCCCGUUUCCUGAUCCUCUAGCCUCACCCGCAGCGCAGCCUGGGCUGGGGAGUCAGGCAGGAAUGCAGCAGAAAGGACUCACUCUCAUGGUCUUGGCCGCCUGUGUGGCCCUUCCCAACUCAGAAGCCAUACUUCCCAUUGCCUCCAGCUGUUGCACUGAGGUUUCACAUCAUAUCUCGCGAAGGCUUCUGGAGAGAGUGAAUCUGUGUCGCAUCCAGAGAGCUGAUGGGGACUGUGACUUGGCCGCUGUCAUCCUUCACGUCAGGCGCAGAAGAAUCUGUGUCAGCCCGCACAGUCCUCUUAUUAAGCAGUGGUUAAAAGAACAAGCAGCCAAGAAAAACGCCAAAGGCAACAUCUGCCACAAGAAGAAACACGCUGGCCAGAGGAAAAGUAAAGGAGCACAUCAGGGGAAACCAGAAAUCCACAGCCAUAAAACUCCUUAUUAAGGCGUUGGCAAAUGAACCUACACAGACAGUUCCUCAACUGGACUUGGCCAUGGUUGCUUGUAAAUUUCUCUCGCGAAAGUUCCUUAUUGGGAGUCGACAGGGCAAAACAAACUAUACAUUUUAAAGGAACAAUUAUGCAGGAUGCAAACGUAGCCAAUAAUAUGCUCAUCUGAAAAUGAAAUGAAAAGAUAUUACUUCUCUUCAUAUCCUAUUUUAAGAGCAGCAUACAGAUCUAAUUUCUCCAACUUUUUUAUAAUGAAGAUUUGCAAACCUACAGAGAAGUUGAAAGAUUUUCACAAUGAACACUUACGUACCUUUCACGUAGAUUAAUGAUUGUUAAUAUUUUGCCACAUUUAUUUUCUCUCUUUUCUC